Molecule: messenger RNA, 683 nt
Organism: Orussus abietinus
Lineage: Eukaryota; Metazoa; Arthropoda; Insecta; Hymenoptera; Orussidae
Gene: bcn92
Product: protein bcn92
Exons: 3
Coding region: 324-587 (87 amino acids)
Biological process (GO): iron-sulfur cluster assembly
Cellular component (GO): L-cysteine desulfurase complex; mitochondrion
Source: RefSeq, a predicted model, not a curated record
GCGUCCAGGGCUCCCUGCAGAUUAUUCCGCUUGUCCCGGGGGAAACGCGCGGGCCGCUUGGGCGACCGGACGGACGGAAGGAAGGAAGGAAGAGGGAAGGGAACCGCGAUUUCGGAGCCGCCAGUAGUCGAACGGUUUCGGCCGGUCGAGAGCAAUAACCAGUGUCCUGUUUUCCAGGAAACGAAGCAGCCACAAACGAGUAACUUUGGAGAAGACGGACCGUGAAACGGUAGAGUAAGAGGUUUCAGUGAUCACCUAUAAAUAUCUCCCUUGCUUAAAAACGUAUCAAAAAGUGACAUCGAGUACCUUAAUAGCGGUUCCGAAUGGGAAGUUUACGGCAGAACGUAAUAAGCCUUUACAGAAAUUUAAUUCGGGAGAGUAAAAAGUGGGAUUCUUACAAUUACAGGAUGUACGCUUUACGGAAAGUCCGCCACGAAUUUCACCAAAACAAAUCCCUGAAAGACGAAGUCUUAAUUAAAGAUCUCUACGAAUCUGGAUGCACAAAGUUGGAAACGAUAAAACGACAGGUGAUCAUCGGGAAUCUCUAUAGCACGCAACCAUUGGUUAUCGAAAAGAGAAUAUCGUAACCGCGAACAGCAAAGUUAGGUCAAUUAGCAUACCGUUGUUUAAGUUAUAUGUGCAACUUUUAAGAUUAUUUUGAAUAUAUUUCGUUAACCGAUAAA